AUGGCAGACCAAGAACAAUCCUCAUCUCAAGGCUCUUCAACUCAUUCAAAUAAAUUAAAACCAGAAAUCAAAACUUCAACUGAACUCGAAGGAUCUAGUCAGGCAAGCUCUGAAAGUAAAGCAUCAAGGACUGAUAAUCAAGAAAGCUCAGAUGAUUCAUUAGAUCAAACCCAAAAAGGUUCGGAAAACGAUCCAGAUUCAUCAGAUGAAACCACAGAAGAUGUCGGGAAUAAAGAACAUCCAAACGAUUCAUUCAACCAAAUCGGAACAGAUCCAAUUCCGAAUACCUUAUCCAAAAGACCUGAACUAGAUUGUAAAGUAGCCAAUAGGUUUAUAAACCAUUCAAUUUCAUCAUCAUCAACAUCAUCAUCAAGUACGUGUAAUGGACCUAAACGAAAAUUAAACCAAGAUGAAAUAGAAGAUAGAUUGGAAAAUGGUAGGAUCGGUGUUAAAGUUUGUUUACCUGAGAUUCGACAGGUUCUUAAGGGUGGUGGUUGGAAUGAUGAAGAAAGUGAUUCGAGUGAUGAUGAAGAUUUAAAGGUUUUUGAUUGA
Molecule: messenger RNA, 552 nt
Organism: Melampsora larici-populina 98AG31
Lineage: Eukaryota; Fungi; Basidiomycota; Pucciniomycetes; Pucciniales; Melampsoraceae
Exons: 3
Coding region: 1-552 (183 amino acids)
Source: RefSeq, a predicted model, not a curated record